UGGUGUACUGUUGCUAGUGAUGGUGGAGAUGUUUGUGUUUCCUUUCAGUAUUUCAUAUCAUAAAGGAUUGAUAGGAAGUCAGUUUAUCCAACAAAACUAUCCGUGUAGAUUAUGUUACAAAUUGAAUAGGCCUGUUGGUAGAAGGAUGGCUUCUUUUUUGGGUAGUCGUUGGUUAUUAUGUCGAUUGAAUCCUAAUCUGGUUAGAAAGUUAAAGUCAUCUGUUGAGAGAUACCAUACGUUGGGUGAAAAACUAGCUGAACCACAAGUUUUAAAAGAACCUGCGGAAUUGAAAAGAAUAUCCAAAUUGCGAGCCUCGUUGGAAGACUUGGUGAAUAGUUACACGACCUGGGAACAAUUGACAGAGGAAUUGAAUAGCACCAAACAACUGUUGUAUGAAGAAAGUGAUCCUGAAAUGAAACAAUUGGUACAGAUGGAACUGAGUGACCUGGAAAAAAGAUUGGAUCAAGUAGAAAAUAACUUGAAACAGUUGUUGUUGCCAAAAGAUCCUAAUGACGAGCGCAAUGUGAUGAUAGAAGUUCGAGCUGGAACAGGAGGUGAUGAAGCCAACAUCUGGGCGGGUGAUCUGGUUCGAGUCUUUCAAAAAUAUGCAGAGUUGCGAAAUUGGAAAGCGAUUAUUGUUUCUUGUCAUGAAGGAGACGCUGGUGGUUAUAAAGAGUGCAUAUUGGAAGUGAAAGGUGAAAGUGUUUAUUCCAAAAUGAAAUGGGAAGCUGGAGUCCAUCGCGUUCAACGCAUUCCUACUACAGAAACGAGUGGAAGAGUGCAUACUUCUACAGCUACCGUAGCAGUUAUGCCGGAAGUAGAUGAAGUGGAAGUUGAAAUUGACCCCAAAGAUGUUGAAGUAAGUACUGCACGUUCAGGAGGAGCGGGUGGACAAAAUGUAAACAAAGUUGAAACUGCCAUAGAUUUAUUCCAUAAACCUACUGGAAUUCGUAUUUUUUGUACAGAGGAAAGGUCACAGUUACAAAAUAAGGAACGUGCGUUUCAAAUUCUUCGUGCCAAACUGUACGAAAUACGUUUGAAAGAGCAGCAAGAUGCUAUUACUGGAAUGAGACGUAGUCAAGUUGGAUCAGGUGCUCGUGCGGAGAAGAUUCGUACCUACAACUAUAAGGACGCACGAGUAACUGACCAUCGUUUGGGUAUGAAUUUCUCUCUAGACCAAUUUUUACAAGGAGACUUGGAGCCGAUGACUCAAGCUUGCAUGAUUGCAGAUCAACAGCAACGUCUUGUAGAUUCUUUGGAACCCUCCCAUGCAAUGGAAGAAUCUUCGACUUUAUAAAGAAAAGAGAGAGUCAAAUGGAUGAGGUGUCCAAGUGAGGGACAUUCUUCAAUUUGAAUCAUGGAUCAACCCUCGUUCUUAGAGGAGACGGCUAUGCUGUCUAAUCGUUUCUUAUUGUUUGACUCGCAAAGUUGCUAUUAUUGCAUCAUAGAAUAAAAUGGUUUCGCCACAU
Messenger RNA from Galdieria sulphuraria, 1469 nucleotides. Its product is annotated as peptide chain release factor RF-1. Gene Ontology annotation, cellular component: chloroplast. The record is from RefSeq and is a predicted model, not a curated record. Bases 20 to 1297 code for a protein of 425 amino acids. Gene Ontology annotation, molecular function: translation release factor activity, codon specific. NCBI's taxonomy places the organism in Eukaryota, Rhodophyta, Bangiophyceae, Galdieriales, Galdieriaceae. The transcript has a single exon. Gene Ontology annotation, biological process: chloroplast organization; translational termination; plastid translation.